Pelobates cultripes (western spadefoot toad) is the source of this 1176-nucleotide messenger RNA. NCBI's taxonomy places the organism in Eukaryota, Metazoa, Chordata, Amphibia, Anura, Pelobatidae. The record is from the annotation of a GenBank genome assembly.
AUGAAGAAUAAUCAGCCAGGAACACAUGCAAGUCUGAGCAGUGACCAUGAAGAGCAGCUAUUGUCAGAAGAAAAAGAACUUCCUGCUGAGGCUGAUAUAGUUCGAAAGAAAAGUCAAGACCUUCCAGUACCUGUACUCCAAGAGAAGACAAAUAUUAAAACAAAGGUAGAAAGGAUACAAUAUGACAGGGAUUCUUUACUUAAAUAUAAAUCUUUUACACAGGAGCCAAGGGACUUGUCUGAAAUUGCUAAACUCUACCAAGGUAUGCUCAUUAGACCUCACCUUCGACCAGUGGAUCCAUCACGAUUUACCAGCAGGAAAUGUACACCUCUAACUGGAAAUUUAUUCCAUCCAGAUAAGGAUAGUUACAGACUGCCACGUGGAAUGGGCCAAAUUAGGUCUCAGCAGGGUCCUGGUAAGGAACCUCGCAAAAUCCUUCAUGUAACUGAGAAUGUAAAACAGCAUACAUCUGAAAAGGCUUGGAAACCUCUGAUGAAAAGGACAAACGAAGAUCCCACUAUGGCCAAGGCUCGAGAAUUGGUUCGCAAAGUUCGCAGUAUUCUAAAUAAAAUCACACCUCAGACAUUCCAGCACCUAAUCAAGCAAGUGAAAGAACUCUCUAUAGACACAGAGUAUCAACUAAAAAGUGUUGUAGAAGUCAUAUUUGAAAAAGCAGUAGCAGAGCCACAUUUUGCUGUUGUAUACGCCAGCAUGUGCAACUGGCUAAUGAUGCUUGAGGUCCCAACAGAAGUCAACCCUGAAGAAAGCAUUACAUUCCGUAGGCUGCUAAUAAGACUCUGCCAGAAGGAAUUUGAGAGAGGUGAAAAUGGGAAUGAAAGAACUGAGAAACUGCAAAAGGAACUGGAUGCUGCCACGUCACCGAGAGAAAAGACUAGACUAAAAGAGGAAUUGAGUGAUGCUUGUAAUAAAGCAUGCAGGCGAUACCAAGGGAAUAUCAAAUUUAUUGGGGAGCUAUUUAAGUUAAAAUUUCUCUCUGAAGACACCAUGAAAGACUGCCUUAUGAAACUACUAAACAGGAACAGCGAGGAGUCCAUGGAAUGCAUCUGCCUUUUGCUCACCACAAUUGGAAAAUGCUUGGACAACUAUAUCAGCAAGAUUGACAUCUUUAUUAAAAACCAGAAAACCUCUUCGUGGAUUCUUUGGUGCAGGAUGUGA